Molecule: messenger RNA, 3487 nt
Organism: Megalopta genalis
Lineage: Eukaryota; Metazoa; Arthropoda; Insecta; Hymenoptera; Halictidae
Source: RefSeq, a predicted model, not a curated record
CGCGCUACCUGAAUCGACUCACCCCGGGAUGCUGCAAUUGUUGACAAUGCCGGAGAGCGAGAGAGAGUGCCGCUACAGGAGUCAGCCCGAUCCCGCAUUUCGUACCCCGACACCCGUACGAACGGUGGUGGUGCCGCCGCGACGCCGUCGCUCUUCUUCGUCGGCGUAGAAAUUCGGACGUGUGGGCGCGUGCGCGUUCCUGCUGAUAGUCACGGAAGCCUCCACCCCCUCCCCUUGCCGCGCGCUCGUCGCCGUCGCCACCUACCUCCAGUGUCUCGCUCGCUCCACGGGGCCGGUUCGAGAGUUUCCAGCGAACGGCGUUAAAUGUGAUUUCUUCGGUUGAAGUAAGAAGAACCCGUGUGGCCGCGCUCGCUACUGCCAGGCAUCGUUUGCCCCCUCCCCCCUCCCCCUUGCGUCGCCGCCACUGCCGAGUAACGAUCGCGUGUGUGGAUGAUCCUGUCGGUCACCGAUUCUCGACAUAGUAUUACAGUCUGGGGCCCCCCUCUGGAACACUGGAUCGAACGGAGAAUUCGUGGACGACCGCCGCCGACGACGACGACGACGACGUGAUCUCGAGGGAUGUGCCGACGGUGAUCAGAGACUGUCGGCAGUGAUCGAUUUCGUAAAGGAUGAGAGCGAUGCGUGUCAGUGGCCACUGGGCUCCGUGCUCGGCCGAAAGAAACUGUUCCCCGUGAUCGUUGUCGCACGAUUUAUUUCGUUGUCCCGGUUCUGUGCCGACGUUCGCGAUGACGAUGUCCAUCCGUGAUCGUUGUUGACCGUUUCUUGUUCAGUGAUUUCUGUUUGUUCUCGCACCGCCGGUUUCUUCCCGUUUCGUAGCCGCGCGUAACCGGUUCGAUUCCGCAACACGAUGUCGUUACCGCGGGGUGUCGGGCUUGGUGUCGACGUGGGCCAACUGAUGCAGCACCAGCAGCAACAGCAGCAGCAUCACGUGCUACCGGCCGCGUUCUUCCUUCGUGCCAGUGCCGAGAGAUACCAAAGGACACCGAAGUGCGCGAGAUGCCGUAACCACGGUGUCGUGUCCGCGUUGAAGGGCCACAAACGGUACUGCCGUUGGCGGGACUGCGUGUGUGCGAAAUGUACCCUCAUCGCCGAGCGUCAACGUGUCAUGGCUGCCCAGGUCGCGUUACGGAGGCAACAGGCCCAGGAGGAGAGCGAGGCGCGCGAGUUAGGCCUGCAAUUGCAGUACAAUGCAGGCAGCUGCACCACCGCCCCCGUUCUCCCUGGCGCGGCGACCGCAACCACGCCAGCUGGCAGUCCACCCCCGCACCCGGGCCAUGUUGCCAGUCCGGCCGGAUUGGCAAUUCCAGCGGCGGCGGCAGCCGCAGCCGCGGCCGCGGCCGCUCACAUUCAAACGCAACUCCAUCAGCAACCCGAUUGCGGCCUGCUGCAACGGAAGAGGCUGCCGCAGGACGAGUACCGGCAGCCCAAGAUCGAGAAGCAGGAAUCGAUCGUCGGUGGAAUUGGAGGCACAAAGAGGUCGAGAAUCUCUGAGAGCACUACGGGAACAAUGCUCUCCACGAGCGACACCGGUAACGAAGACGACCGUGACUCCGACUCCGGCGGGGAACUUCUUGCCGACCGUCCAUUGGGAGUGCCGACGUCGGUGGGCAUGUCAGAGAACGAGACGAUAAGGAAGCGAUCCAGUAGUCUGAACGAUUCUGAGGAAGGAAGUCCGGAACCGGGUUCGCAGAGCCCGACGCACACACCGCCAUUAACGCCAGCCCUGACGCCGCAGAGGGAGGACACGCCGGCGCCCGAGAAUCUCAGCCUCCGCAAAAGCGGAAGUCCUCAGCAAACGCAGCAGACCCUCCAACCGGUGGAUCUCGUGCAACCUAGACCCAGCCCACCGUUACCUUCGCUGGCGGGUUGCGAAUCAUCGGCACUUGUUUCUCCUCGGAAAUUCUAUAAUGACUUUGUCGACCGACCCGUGACGCAAACGCUCGACAACAAAGGAAGAUGGAAUUUGUUGUUCCCGUUGCAGGCUGCAGCGACGGCGGUGCAUUUCCCUCCCUACGCACCCCUCUACGGUCCGGCGGCCAGCUCGCUCUACUGUUCUCCAGCCCUUUAUCAGCAUCAGCACCAUCAUCAUAUGCCGGAACCGCGAGAGAUCCAAAUGCAAAUGCAGAUGCAGAACAUCCAGCAGACCUGUGGGCUGCAGCUACAACAGCAGCAGCAACAGCAGCAACAGCAACAACAGCAACAACGAUCCCCCGUGGACGUUCUCCUGAGAGUCUUUCCGGGAAGACGGCGAGCGGACGUCGAGGCUCUGCUGCACCGGUGCAAAGGGGACGUAGUCUCCGCCAUGGAGGUGCUGGUCUGCGAGGACAGUCUUCAGCCGAAGUCCGCGUUCUCGCCUCUGGCAGGCGCCCUGGCGUCCGCCGCGGCUGCAUCCGCAUCGGUGUCGGCCGCGUACGCGACCCGCGCCGCAUACUGCACCACGCCGAUCCCCUCGACCAGACACAGGUUCCUCGCGGCGCCGUACGCCGGCACCGGUUACCUGCCCACGGUGAUCAAGCCGCCCAAUCAGAGCCUGCACGCGAACGGGACCGGCGACGCCUAUCGGGAGACCAGUCCCGACGACGCCAGCGACAAGACCAGCUACUCCGAGUGACCUGACGACGCGCUGCCCGUCACCUGGUCCUACCUGCAAUAGCCCUGGCACGACCGGAGGAGGGACUUCGUUCGGCGAAAUGGCGUUGCUCCGGAACUCGUACCCCUAUGGUGACCUGUCCCGAGACAUCAGCCUCUCGAGACCCGCGGUCCAGGUCCGGCUGCUUAUCAGAAUGUGAACAUUUCAGAGCAGUUCGAGACGCGCGAACGUUGGGGACGCGAUCGUCUGUCCGGAGGUUUGUUUCCUUGCAGAAUCGCGAAGUGCUGGAUGAGUAAUUGGAAUCAUUUUGAGCACCGCGGAAAGUGGUUCUCGGUCUUCCUCGACGAGGUGUAUCACCUUUGGAGGUGAAAUUAAUAUCCGAGACGAUUCUGCUUUAAAAUGAUUGCUCGAAGAAUCGUGGUUUUCCAUUUUCGAAUUCUUCGACUGCUGAUCGAAUUUCGGACAUUUCUUAAAAUAUUUAUGAAAUCACGUACUGAUACACGGUACUAAUUAGACUGCGGAUUUUAUGCGUUCACGAUCGAAACGAGCAGAUCAAAUACGAGACAGCAAAAACGUUUAGAGAAUUUACAAAUACUGUUGCAUUCUUUUUAACUCGAUAAUAGAAUUAAAGAAAGAAAUGUCUAUGCAGUUUCAGCAUUUUGCAAUUAACGAAGGCAAUUUUCAUUUUGCACGAACAUCCGUAGAUUAGUACCAACGAUAGGUAUUCUUUCAAACUUCUUGCAUUUUGCGACUAAUCUUUGGUGCGGCGAAUUCUUUCUCGCAGUCCGAAGUGUUCGCUUCAGCAGGUAAGGCGUUGCUUUCGAAAAGGUUCCUUUAUGAAGAUCGAAAUACAGUAAUGUCUCCCUUACCGACUUC